Monomorium pharaonis (pharaoh ant) is the source of this 3492-nucleotide messenger RNA. Its product is annotated as collagen alpha chain CG42342. The transcript is spliced from 26 exons. The coding region runs from base 1015 to 3156 and encodes 713 amino acids. The record is from RefSeq and is a predicted model, not a curated record. Lineage: Eukaryota; Metazoa; Arthropoda; Insecta; Hymenoptera; Formicidae.
UACCGCGAAUGUUACACCGUGCGCUACGUGUGCGCGCUGCCCCGUGCUUUUCUCCCUCGUAACGGCGACGUGCUGCCGAGGUCCGAGAACGCGUAGUAGAGCUAGCGUUUCGUUUUGUCACGCGGCACUCGUCGCCGGCGCCUCGUCCUCUCUUUCUCUCUCUCUUUCUUUCUCUCUCUCUCUCUCUCUCUGUCUCUUUCUCUGCUCUUUUGUCACUGUCGAAAAUCUUGUUCUUUCUUCGAGCGACCGCCGUGAAGUUUGCCGUCGGUGGACGGCGCGUUCUCGUCCCGUUCGCGUCGGCGAAGGGAGAAGGAAGACGGCGACAGCAAGCCGUACGGAAGGGAAGAGGAAGGAAAGCAGCGGGAGCAGCGGCACGAGGUGACGACCGACGCCCGUCGUUGUCAUCGUCCGGUGUGUGAAAAAGUGCGCGGGUCCGCGACGGUAUAGCGCAUAACCGCGGAAGGAACGCGCGCGGCAAACUUCAUACGAAACGUGCGCGCGCGCGCGCGCGCGUGCAGCAGCACCGCGCGUGUCGUCAUUGGUCGCGUUUUGCGUCGCGGAGAUCGGAGCGUCGAAAUCGGAGUGGUAAAUCGGCGGCGGGAGCAAGUCGUCAACGUUAUUCCAAGGGGGGCGAGCGGAGGGCGAGGAUGCGUUUCUCCGGAUGGACGAUGACGCCGCGACGUCUGUAACGGAAGGUCGUCGCCGACGCCGUUACCGCUCGGUCGGGUAAGAGCAUCGCCAUCGCGGUCGCCGCCGCCGCCGCCGCCGCCGCCGCCGCCGCCGCCGCCGCUGUAUUUACUAUCAACCGUCCCUCCACGCGAAAGUCCGUCGCGACGGUGUAUCGACGUGCAACGCAACGCGUUGGGUUAUGACGCGUCGCGGCGCCGCUUAGGGACGCUCGUCAAGCGCUCGUAACCGGAGCCCGGGGCUCGGUAGUCGUGCGUGCGUGCGUGCGUGCGUGCGUGCGUGCGUGCGUGCCUGUCCCGACGACCGCAGCACGAGACAGCGACAGCGAUGAAGAACGAGCCGUCGAGCCCGGGAACGGGCGGCAGCAAGGGCACCAGCUCGUCGUCGCCGUCCUGCCUGGAGGCGUCGAUGCCGCGUAAGUUCCGCGACGCGGGGACCGCCGGCCUCAAUUGGGCACUCUGCGCCCUCUGUCUGGCCAGUUUCGCCGUGUCCGGUGUGCUCUUCUACCGCGAGCUCGGCCUCGAGGCCAGGAUCGCGAGCCUCGAGUCGCGCCUACGGAUCGUGCAGGAGUCCCCGCUCUCGGUCGACGUUCUCGUGCAGAGGGUCAAGACGGAGAUGCUGCAGACGCAACAACGGCUCGAGCCCGGCGCGGUCUUCAGGCCCAAACGUGACAUCUCCGAGUGCAACUGUCCUCCAGGUCCACCCGGUGAGCCGGGUCCACCCGGAAAGAGGGGCAAGAAAGGGAAAAAGGGCGAUCCCGGGGAGCCCGGUGCGCCGGGUGUGGCCGGGACGCCGGGCAAGAACGGUUUUCCGGGACCAAUCGGCUUGGACGGGCCCAAAGGUGAUCCGGGCCGACCGGGCGACAAGGGGCAGAAGGGCGAGCUGGGCAGCCCCGGAUUCGACGUCUUGUCCGCAGUGAAGGUCAAUGCACAGGGAUUGGGGUUAAAGAGGUCGGUGACGACGCUCCGCGGCGGGACGCUCGGCUACGCGGAAAUCGUCGCUCUCAAGGACCUUCAGGAGAAAGGGGUUAAUAUCUCAGCGCAGAACAUCAUACCACUGAAAGGAGAGCCGGGUGAACCCGGGCCGCCGGGACCACCCGGUCCGCCAGGAGCCGAGGGUCUUCCCGGACACGAGGGCAGACAGGGGAUUCCAGGCGAGGUUGGCUCACCAGGGGAGAAGGGCCCGCCCGGGCCGAUCGGACCCAUCGGCCCGACGGGCACGUCAGGACCUGCAGGUCCCAAGGGUGACAAGGGUGACAAGGGCGAUCGGGGCUUCACAACGACCUUGAAGGGCGAGCAGUUUGCAACUGGAGUAUUCGAAGGCCCACCUGGUCCACCAGGACCACCUGGAUCCCCGGGCGAGAAGGGAGAAGUGGGCCCGACAGGACCGCCCGGCAUGCCCGGCGAGAAGGGCGCUCGGGGAAAGCAAGGGAAGAGGGCUUUCAAGGGUGAGAGCGGUUUGGCAUUGGCGAGGGGUGCCCCCGGCCUGCCGGGUCCGAAGGGUGAGCCCGGCGAACGGGGUUACCGGGGCGAAAAGGGCACCACGGGAGACGCGGGUUCACCAGGGCCUAAGGGAGAGUCGGGACUGCAGGGCUUGCCGGGGCUCAACGGAACCGACGGCGAGCCUGGUAUCCAAGGACCCCCCGGAUUACCGGGAAUAUCCGGACCUAAAGGUGAAAAGGGUGACUAUGGCGACAUUGGUCCCCCCGGCCUUAUGGGACCUCCGGGUCUACCUGGCCCACCGGGCUAUCCUGGGCUGAAAGGCGAAAAGGGAGAAAAAGGUGAAUCGAAGUACAAAAAGCUCAGGCGAAGACAGGGAGACGGCACGUUCGAGAUGAACGCCGGGGAAGUGAUAAUGGGCCCGCCCGGACCCCCAGGACCCGCUGGUACUCCCGGACUACAGGGCCCACCCGGCAUCAAGGGUGACAGAGGACACGACGGCGCCAAGGGCGAUCCUGGAGAAAAGGGUGCCAAAGGGGAUCCUGGUCCGAUGGGACUGCCCGGCCCCAUGGGACUGAGGGGAGAGUCCGGAAAGCCCGGGGAUUCCGGGAAACCUGGCCCCAUGGGAGCACCAGGAUUAGACGGCAUGAAGGGCGCGCAGGGCGAACCAGGAACGAAGGGAGAAAGGGGAGACCCGGGAUUGCCUGGUACCGACGGGAUUCCCGGCGCGGAGGGACCGAAGGGAGAGAAAGGUGCCAAAGGCGAAUCUGGGCCGCCUGGUAAACGCGGCAGGAAAGGCGACAAGGGCAACAAGGGAGAUCAAGGUGUUCCAGGAUUGGAUGCCCCGUGUCCGCUGGGACCGGACGGACUCCCCUUACCGGGCUGCGGCUGGAGACCACCGCAGCAGGAUAUCACGAGCACGUCCACGCCGGCGAACGAGGGUCCCGAGCCCGCGGAGACGGAUUACGAGGAGCCGGAGGACGAGUACGAGGACUAUACGGACCCGAACGGGAACCUAGCCGAGCAAUAAUGCUCGUUUUUGUGCGCCGCCCGAUAAUAACUACCGACAACUACCACCAAUACCAACACCACCAUCAUCAUCAUCACCAUCACUACCACCACCACUGCCACCCUCAUCACUCGUCUCACCCCGUCUUCUCCCAAACUAACGUGGUCCCGCCGAGGAUCAACAUCCUGCGCCAGUGGCUGGAGGAGGAGGCGGAGAAGGAGGACGGGGAGGAGGAGGAGAACGAGCGGCAGUGAUGUUGCAAGGACAAUAGCGCAUUUUUUUCAUAAGGACUUCUGUAUAUCCUCCCGUUCCCGCCUCCGUCUCGUUGCGACCGCGUUUUAUGAAAAAGAAAAGAAA